This is a messenger RNA of Guillardia theta CCMP2712, 843 nucleotides long. RefSeq lists its product as hypothetical. NCBI's taxonomy places the organism in Eukaryota, Cryptophyceae, Pyrenomonadales, Geminigeraceae. The transcript has 8 exons. The coding region runs from base 1 to 843 and encodes 280 amino acids. Gene Ontology annotation, molecular function: oxidoreductase activity, acting on a sulfur group of donors, disulfide as acceptor. The record is from RefSeq and is a predicted model, not a curated record.
AUGAGUGCAAAAGAUGCCAAGAGAGUGAAGGUUGAACUGUACAUGGAAGCUGCUUGUCCAGGGUGCCAGUUUUUCACAACUCAUGUUCUCUCACCAGUGCUGCAAGAGCCUGGCAUGGCGGACAUCAUUGACUUGAGGGUCAUUCCGGCUGGGAACGCAGAGAUCAAGGACGACGAAGUCACUCAAGAGGAAUCCAUUGAAUGUCAGCAUGGAGAGGCAGAAUGUGAAGGCAACAAGAUCCUUGCAUGCCUGGAGAAGCAGUACGGAAAUACUGCUCUCUUUAUGCCGACGAUGUCCUGCAUCGAAGAGCACGCAUCCGUGAUUGACUCUCCUUUCAAUUUCUUGUCCAACAUUACAGCCACGGAAAUGAUUCGUAACAAUGCUGAAAUCUGCAUGAAAAAACACGAAAUUGACGUGCAAGCCAUCAACCAAUGCUCUGACAGCGAUCAAGGCACUUCUAUGCUCAGAGCUGCUAUCCAGGAGACUCAAGAUUUGAAGCCCAAGUUGGAGUAUGCUCCCUGGGUGGUAGUGGAUGGUGCCCCGCUGAAAGAAGAUGCGUACAGUUUGAAGGAAUACAUAUGCAAGGCUUACCUGGGACCUCAGCCUGAAGCUUGUGAUCCCUUGAGGUUGAAGGAUUACUUUCCCGUUCACCAGCUAGCCAGUCGUGCUGCGAAGACGAGGAGUAUGUCGGGCUCUCAAGCGCGCAAGGACAUCGACUCUUACUUCAAUCGUCUUGACAGGCGAAUCCGGCGCUCAAGCACGGAGCAUUCUCGCAAGAGGUCUGCCACCCUCCAGUCGCUUUCGACCAGCCGACUUCCUCGUUUCCAGUUCUGCAGCAAGUAA